CGGCUGCGUCCCGAGGAGCUGAGGGCCUCUGACGGCCCUCGAAUGCGAGGAAGUGUGGGAGAAAAGGCCGAGGGGCAGAUGGGAGGUGAACCGGAUUUUGCAGUGAAAUGCAGUUUGGUGUCCACAUUCAAAGCAAAUAAACAAAACUGCCCUUUUUUUAUGCUAUAUUUUUUAAUCAUUGACUUUUUUUAUUCUUACAGCUGCACUGUAUUUUCUGCAGACUAUUAAACAGUAACUUAUCUAGGGUAUACUUAUUUUCAGCCUUUUCUUCCGUUAAUUAGAAUGAACUUAUUUUUGAGGGCUUCCUUGGCAGUUUUGAAAACCGAUUUAAUUUUCCAAGAUUCAUUCACCUGUUCAGCUCUAUUAUUUUCUAUUCCUGCAACUAGGAAGCUAUUUAAAACAUGAGGACACUCAUAACCCUUCACUUAAUUAAGUUUUGGAUAAUGUACUAGCCUGAGAAAAAUAACUACACGUUAAAUCUACACUUAUUCUGUCUAAUGCAAUUGUUGAAAGUUUACAAAUCAAGUAGUUCUAAUUGAUGGCAGAAUUACUGGGAUGGAAAACACUGAAUUACAAAUCAAUAUUCUUUUAAACUGGCUUGUGAAAGGUGUUUGUUUAUAAAAACAGAAGCAACAUGGCACUGAAAUGGGUCUGUAAACAAUAUUCUGGUCCAGUUUUAGUCCGGGUUCAGGAGAAACCAAUGUUCUUGUGGAAAUUACAGAAGUGCAGCAGAGCAGCUGUUUGAACUCACCAUAUCAAGAAAGAUGCUAUUAAUAAUUCUUUCACUUCUUCAAGCUUUUGUAAAGUCGUCAGUGCAAACUAUUUUGUCUCUGCCUUGAAAUUCCUGUGAUACUGUAUUCUGUGUCUCAUUUGGUUACCCUUGCUGCUUGCCAUGUGUUAUAUAAACAGGCUAAGAAAAAUUUCAUUCCUUUCUAUUUCGUCUCUGGGUUGUGAAAGAAAUUUUUUAAAAAGUAUGGAACAUUAAAUUCUGAAGUGAUCCAGCAGUAUUGCAUUUGUUGCUAAUGUGUAAGCCACACAGCAGACUGCCAUUAUUAUAAAGAGUUUUAAAGAGACUGAUUAAGUCUGGUAAGUGCCCAUGCCACAAUCGGUCUUUAGGGUUCCUGUGUGCCAGAAUAGCAAAUGGGAAUGUUAAUAGUUUGUGCUCUUUCAGUAUCUGAUGACUUUGUAGCAUGUUACGUUGCUAAUUCAAAGUGCUUUCUGAUCAGAUGAAGUAGUUAGGUUACCUUAGGAUUUAAUCUUUUUCUUAUUUUUUGCUUCCUUAGCAGCUUAUAUUAUUGCUCAUAUUCAACCCCUUCUUCUGUGCAUAGGAAACUGCGUGUAUUAAAUUCUUCUGUUUUCCAUCAGUCAGGUUGGUUUCCUGAAUAAAUGUAACUUCAUGCGUGAGCUGUGGAUUUGUUUUGAAUCAUUAACAGGUCGUCAGUAUUUGGAUGCAGUUCUGCACAUACUCUUGUAUCUGUGUGGUUCUGUUUACUUCUGUGCAAGUAAAAUUUUCCAGAACUGGACUUCAAGCCUUUCAAUUCCAAAUGAAUUAACCUAUAGUUUCUGUUCAUGAAAGUGGAACGAGUUGGUGAACUUUAACGGAGCAUGAUCAAUAAAAUAGCAUUCUUUGUACUCUUGCUGGCUCUGUGUUGGCCGAUUUACUUUGGAGAGAUUUACCGAAAGGUUUUAUAGAUGUCACUGUAAACAAAUACGAUGUUUUUGUUCUGGGACAGAGGAAAAAGUUUAUUCCUUCUGAGGAGUUUGUGAAUUCCAGCAAAAGUCCUUUUCAUAGCAAUUUGGUACUACUGUAUUUUUAAAUUUGUAAGUAGCAUGGCAGGAAGAUUAUAUGGUUAAGGUGUUGCUGUAGAGCUCAGGAGCCUGCGUACCCCUAAAUCUUCAGCCAUAGAUGAAGACUAUAGUGCUAAAACUGAAAGGCACCUGCAAAGGCUCAUUUCACCAGAAAAGGCUCAUUUGCUUACAGAAUGAUAUAACUGGUGUUGAUGUGCACUGCCCAGUGCAAAUAUGUGGGAAACUAACACUUGAAGAUAGUUGAAUGUCAUACAGACUAAAAAUCUUAUUUCUUGUGCUUUAGGGAACAAGUGCAGAACAGGACAAUCGCUUCAGCAACAAGCAGAAGAAGCUGUUGAAGCAGUUGAAAUUUGCAGAAUGCUUAGAAAAGAAGGUGGACAUGAGCAAAGUAAAUCUGGAAGUAAUCAAACCAUGGAUAACAAAACGAGUAACAGAAAUCCUUGGAUUUGAAGAUGAUGUAGUAAUUGAAUUUAUAUUCAACCAGUUGGAAGUGAAGAAUCCAGAUUCCAAAAUGAUGCAAAUCAACCUGACUGGUUUUUUGAAUGGGAAAAAUGCUAGGGAGUUCAUGGGAGAACUGUGGCCACUGCUGUUAAGCGCACAAGAAAACAUUGCUGGUAUUCCAACUGCAUUUCUGGAACUGAAGAAAGAAGAAAUAAAACAGCGACAGAUAGAGCAAGAGAAACUGGCUUCUAUGAAGAAACAAGAUGAAGACAAGGAAAAGCGGGAUAAGGAAGACAAGGACAACAGAGAAAAAAGAGACAGAUCCAGGAGUCCAAGAAGACGCAAAUCAAGGUCUCCUUCCCCUCGAAGGAGGUCGUCGCCUGUCAGAAGAGAGCGGAAACGCAGCCAUUCUCGCUCCCCUCAUCACAGAACCAAGAGCCGUAGUGCUACUCCUGCACCAGAAAAGAAAGAGGCGACUCCUGAGCCAGAACCCUCUGUGAAACCAAAGGAGACUGUUGUUCAAGAGGCAACUUCAAACAGUGAUAUCCCAAAAGCUCCUAAACCUGAACCUCCUGUACCAGAGACUAAGGAAACUUCACCAGAACGUAAUUCAAAGAAGGAGAGAGAGAAGGAAAAAGAGAAGACUCGUCAAAGAUCCCCAACUCGGUCCAAGUCAAGGUCAAGAUCUCGAUCACGUUCUCCAUCUCAUUCUCGACCAAGAAGGCGUCAUAGAUCACGGUCAAGGUCUUACUCCCCUAGAAGGCGACCAAGCCCAAGACGACGGCCAUCACCAAGGAGGAGGAGCCCUCCCAGGCGAAUGCCUCCCCCACCCAGACACAGAAGAAGCAGAUCCCCUGUGAGGCGGAGAAGACGGUCAUCAGCAUCCUUAUCUGGCAGUAGCUCUUCCUCCUCCUCCUCACGUUCCCGAUCACCACCAAAGAAGCCACCUAAAAGAACCGUAUCCAGUCCUCCUCGCAAAACGCGUAGGCUCUCUCCUUCGGCAAGCCCUCCUAGGCGGAGGCACAGACCAUCCCCACCAGCAAGUCCACCUCCAAAACCACGUAGGUCUCCAACACCCCAGCAGUCGAAUCGUUCAAGAAAAAGCCGUGGCUCUGUUUCGCCUGGCAGAGCAUCAGCACCCAAACAUAAGAGUACCGAAAAAAGAGAAUCUCCUUCGCCAGCACCAAAACCAAGGAAAGCAGAACUGUCUGAAUCAGAAGAAGAUAAAGGAGGUAAAAUGGCUGCAGCAGACUCUGUUCAACAGAGGCGUCAGUACAGAAGGCAAAAUCAACAGUCUUCAUCUGAGGAGAGACCUAAAAGAUCCAAUGUGAAGAAUGGGGAAGUUGGUAGGCGUCGACGCCAUUCACAUUCACGCAGUCCAUCGCCGUCUCCACGAAAACGACAGAAGGAAUCCUCCCCUCGGAUGCAGAUGGAAAAGAGGUGGCAAUCGCCAGUGAUGAAAAGUAGGAGGAGGAGAAGUCCAUCACCCCCACCAGCCAGGCGGCGACGCUCUCCUUCGCCUGCCCCUCCUCCUCGGCGGCGGCGGUCCCCUUCGUUACCUCGUCGAAGGUCUCCAUCACCACCCCCACGCAGGCGCUCACCUUCUCCACGGAGAUACUCUCCACCGAUACAGAGACGAUACUCUCCUUCACCACCACCUAAGAGAAGAACAGCUUCUCCUCCCCCUCCACCUAAAAGAAGGGCAUCACCUUCUCCACAGUCAAAACGCAGAGUCUCCCAUUCGCCACCACCAAAACAAAGGAGCUCGCCAGCUGCUAAGAGGCGUUCACCUUCGAUAUCUUCCAAGCACAGGAAGGGAUCUCCUCCCAGUAGAUCCAAUCGGGAAACACGUUCUCCACCACAAAACAAAAGGCAUUCACCUUCACCACGGCCUAGAGCUUCUCAUACCUCUGCAAGCCCACCGCCACCACGAAGGGGAGCUUCAGCUUCACCCCAGAGAAGACAGUCUCCAUCUCCAAGCACUAGACCCAUCAGGAGGGUGUCAAGAACGCCAGAACCUAAGAAGACAAAGGCUUCCACGCCAAGUCCACGAUCUGCGAGACGGGUGUCGUCAUCACGGUCUGCAUCAGGGUCGCCUGAGCCAGCACCGAAAAAACAUCAAGGACCUCCAUCUCCUACUCGGUCUCGUUCCCCUUCUGCAAACUGGUCACCUGCAAAAAAGGCUAAAAGCCCAACUCAGAGCCCAUCACCUGCAAGGAAUUCGGAUCAAGAAGGGGGUGGAAAGAAGAAGAAGAAAAAGAAGGAUAAGAAGCAUAAAAAGGAUAAAAAGCACAAGAAACACAAAAACAAGGAGAGGGCUGCGGCUGCUGUAGCAGCUGCUGCUGUGGCUGCAGCAGAUACCACCUCCGCACAGGAAGAUCAGGAAGCAGAGACAGAACCCAAAAAGGAGACAGAAAGUGAACCAGAAGACAACCUUGAUGAUCUAGAAAAACACCUGCGAGAGAAGGCACUGAGGUCAAUGAGGAAGGCGCAAGUGUCACCCCCAUCCUAGGCUGAAUCCUUUGAUAAAAUGUACAUUUUAUUUGGUUUGUACUCAGAAUUCAAUUUCAAAUUGCUAAAUGUGUUUGAGCUUUAGAAUAUAACAUUUGUUGUAAUAAUUGCUAGGUUGAGGUUCACCAUGUACAAAGGGCAUGGAUUUACAUUACAAAAGGUGUCCACAGUGUACUAGUGACAUUCUUUCAUUGACAGUCAACAUAAUUGCAUUUAGAGCGAGACUUUUUAGAAGCUGUAGGAAUUUGUUUUGAAGGUUUUAAACAUGACCGCCCAUUCCCUAGUUUCUUUGAAAUUCAACAAAGCCUUUAGCAUAAUUUGUGAGGCUCUCGUUUGACUUCUUUUGUAGCCACUUACGUUAUGCUACUAACCUUUGUGGUUUGUAAGCUUGCCCAGAAGUAAAACCACUGCAGAAUUACCGAGGAAUUACAUCUCUUUUAAUGCUUUCUACUGUUGCCUGCAUAGUCUCCAUUAAAGCGAAUCAAGAAUAGCGAUUUCGAGUGGUACCUAAAUGAAAGCAUGUUGUUUACCAGGACACUGUGGGUUUAUAUUGAUGUAACAUGUUGAUUUGGAACACUGGAAUUUCAUUUGUAUUUUUAUGUUCUUUUUUUAAAGGGCAGUUUCCAUGAUCAGCAGUCCCAGAAAAAUUCCUUCAGUUACAUAAAUUUUUUUGUUUGUGAGAUGUCGUUGCCCCAUCCAUAAAUCUUGUCUCGUUAUGGUUCUUCUGAAUGGUAUAAGCGACUUUCAGAGAUGUGGUCUUUGAAAGUUUGAGGAACCUGAACUUUGGAUAUUGUCAUGUUUUCACUGUUUUUUGUUUUUGUUUUUUUAACUAAAGCUAUAUAAAGCUUGUGGAUUAAACAAAAUAAAUUUCUAAAUUUAAACAGAUGUUGGCUAUUUUUAUAUGAACAUUUACAUUUGCUAAUCAGCUUUCUUUUGUACAGGGUUAAUGAAUACAGAUACGAAAAAGUAUUUGAUCCAGUAUGCUGGCUUCUGAAAAAUUGGGGCUUUUCUUUUUAACUGUCCUGGGGUAGCAGAAAUAGCCCUUUGUUAACUCAGUGAUGCUCCUGUCGUGUCUGCAUUGGUGUUCUUGCAAAGCAAGAGUAAAGCCAUCUGGUCAGCACUCUGUUAGGAUGGAUACGCUUAAAACAAACAAAAUACUUGCUGGUGAAAAUUGCUUGUUGUAGCAAGUAAAUAAAAUGUUUCAAGGUCCUGCAAAAACAAAUGAACAGCAGGUUUGCGUUAACGUAGUUACAAGCUUUAGUCAUGUAAACACUGGUCUGAACGCUCAUCUAGGGAAUCCCGGUGGCUCGCUGCCUUUCUCGUAAUCAUAUUUGAAACUUGCUGGAUUGCUACUGUCGAAUUUCUUCAAGAAUUCCAGUUCUCUUUCUGAAACCAAGUCAAUUCUGAAGUCUGAGGUUCCUCUGGAAGGAGGAAUGGAACGUGCUUUUGAAAUUUUUCUGUCCUGCAUCUGCAGUAGCUGUGAUGUGCACAAUU
This is a messenger RNA of Egretta garzetta (little egret), 6255 nucleotides long. It is a transcript of the gene SRRM1, whose product is annotated as serine and arginine repetitive matrix 1. Gene Ontology annotation, biological process: regulation of mRNA splicing, via spliceosome; mRNA processing. Lineage: Eukaryota; Metazoa; Chordata; Aves; Pelecaniformes; Ardeidae. Gene Ontology annotation, molecular function: RNA binding. The record is from RefSeq and is a predicted model, not a curated record. Gene Ontology annotation, cellular component: spliceosomal complex.